Messenger RNA from Phytophthora infestans T30-4, 810 nucleotides. RefSeq lists its product as uncharacterized. Lineage: Eukaryota; Oomycota; Peronosporomycetes; Peronosporales; Peronosporaceae. The record is from RefSeq and is a predicted model, not a curated record. The transcript is spliced from 5 exons. The coding region runs from base 1 to 810 and encodes 269 amino acids.
AUGUUCACUCGGAUGGAAAUAGCCUUCGCGUAUGCACGGCUUUUUACUGUCUGCAGGGCCAAAUGUGAUUUGCUGCUGGCCACAUUGGUUUUAUCCGAGCUAGCUGUCAAGAAAACGGAGACGCUGGGUGAAGCCGAGUACGCACAGUGGCUUAGAGAUGAUUACCUGACAGACCCCUGGGAUUUGUGGUUCUAUACUGCAAGUGACACAGCUGGAGUGCUGCCAAACCAAAAUCCGAUUGAAUCACAUAAUCGAACAAUCAAGGCCACAGCAGUAAUUCAUCUUCGAGCAGCGACGGGGCACGUUCUGGCUGGAACUUUGCCUAAAAUCUUGGUCGAAUGUGCUAUGGACAUCGGCUCUGAGCCUAUCAGGCCUUAUGCGUCUGAAUAUUUUUUCAGCGCCGAGCACUACAUCGAAACCGAUGAUAACCUCCACGGCCUUAAGCUUAACGGCAAUCGAACCAAAACCUACAAAGCCUCGCUCAGAGGUAAGCUCAAGCAAAACGAGAAGGUGGAGAACACCCAGCAGCGCUUUUUGUCGUUUCACGUCGUGGAAAUUUUAGAGCGAAUUCCGCUCGAGCAUGAUUGGGACAAUCCUUCCUGGAGCACCAACGAGAUCAAAAUGAUUCGCCCUAAGUUCAAGUGCGACUGUAAGCAGUUCUACCAAAUCGGCUGGCUCUGCACUCGCGGUUUGGCAUGUCUACAUCUCGUAGACGCCCUAGACCUACAGGUUAUGCUACGAAACCUACCGGCUCGAAAGCCACCUGGACGACCUCGAAAAAAAGACAAGAUGCCUAGAUCCGGUUGGUAG